Messenger RNA from Colletotrichum paranaense, 1668 nucleotides. RefSeq names its product dicarboxylic amino acid permease. Gene Ontology annotation, cellular component: membrane. The record is from RefSeq and is a predicted model, not a curated record. The coding region runs from base 1 to 1668 and encodes 555 amino acids. The transcript has 4 exons. Gene Ontology annotation, biological process: amino acid transmembrane transport. Lineage: Eukaryota; Fungi; Ascomycota; Sordariomycetes; Glomerellales; Glomerellaceae. Gene Ontology annotation, molecular function: amino acid transmembrane transporter activity.
AUGGGCAGCGAUGAUAUCAACAGCAAACAUGGCAAAACCGUCAACGAUGUCGUCGACACAGUGGUAAAGCCUUCUGGCAUGGAGCAAUCAACCUCCAACGUCGAGGGGACCUCCACAGAGACGACAGGCGAACAACAACAACUCAAGCGGGAGUUCAAAGAACGUCACGUCUCUAUGAUCGCUGUCGCCGGCGCUAUCGGAACCGGACUCAUCAUCGGCUCUGGUACGGGUCUCGUCAGGGGCGGUCCCGCGAGUCUGCUGAUCGCGUAUACCCUCAUCGGAGCGGUCGUCUUCUUCAUCAUGACGGCCGUGGGAGAGAUGGCGACGAUGCUUCCUUCGGACAAGGGGUUUGCUGGAUACGCUACACGUUUUGUUGAUCCGGCUUUGGGUUAUGCCACGGGAUGGAACUAUUUCUUGAAAUACGCUAUCGUCCUCCCCAACAACCUCACUGCAGCAGGCAUCAUCAUACAAUAUUGGAGACCUGACCUCAAUGUCGCCAUUUUUGUGACAACCUUCACCAUAGCCAUUAUUGCUGUCAAUAUCCUACACGUCUCUUUCUUCGGCGAAGCAGAAUUCUGGAUGUCCGCCGUAAAACUCCUCGUAAUCGUAACCCUCAUCCUAACCUGUUUCAUAAUCUCCAUGGGCGGACAACCCUCUCACGAAACAAUCGGCUUCAAAUACUGGCACAACCCAGGCGCCUUCGGCUCCUACCUCGUCGAGGGGCCAACAGGCCGGUUCCUCGGCUUCUGGGCUGCAACAGUCCAGGCCUGCUUCGCUUACACCGGCACCGAAGUCGUCGGCGUGGCCUUUGGCGAAGCGCCCAACCCGCGCCGGACGAUCCGCAAGGCCGUGCGCCAGACGUUGUGGCGCAUCGUGUUCUUUUACGUCUUGGGUGCGCUGGUACUGGGGAUGUCGGUGCCGUAUACCAACGACAUGCUUAUCGGCGGGACGAAGAAGAGUACCGGGGCCGCCGCGAGUCCGUUUGUUGUUGCGGUGCAGAUUGCCAACAUCCCAGUGUUUCCACACGUCGUCAACGGGUGUCUGCUUGUCUUCGUCCUGAGCGCUGCCAACUCGGAUAUUUACAUUGGGUCUCGUACGCUCUUUGGUCUAGCGCGGGAUGGCCAGGCGCCAGGGCUAUUUAUGAGGACGUCUGGAAAGGGCGUUCCGCUUUACGGGGUCGCGGCUACGAGCGUCUUUGCGGCGCUGGCUUACAUGAAUGCCGCCAAGAGUUCAUCCCAGGUGUUCGGGUAUCUGGUCAGCUUGGUCACUGUAUUUGGCACCCUCAACUGGGUGAGCGUCUUGACCAGUUACAUCUGCUUCACCAGAGGUAUGCAAGCGCAGGGUAUCCCGAGGAGUCUGAUGCCGUAUCGUGGGCCGUUGCAGCCGUACGGCUCAUACUUUGCCUUAUUUGUGACCGUACUGGUUGUCCUGUUUAAUGGUUACAAUGCCUUUAUCCCUAAGUUCACAGUAUCCACUUUCAUGACCUCCUACAUCGGCGUUGUCAUCUAUUUGGCCAACAUUUUCAGCUAUAAAGUCUAUGCCAAGACACGGCGGGUAGAGCUUCACUCGAUGGACCUCGUUACCAACAGGCUCGAGGAUGACGGAAGCAAGUAUCCCAGUACAUUGGAGAAGGCGGCUUCAUGGGCGGCAGAACGGCUUAGGCGAUAG